AUGAAGUACAUCCAAACUGAACAAGUCUUAGCCAUCCCAGAAGGCGUCACUGUUGCCAUCAACGCCAGAACCGUCAAGGUUGUCGGUCCAAGAGGUGAAUUGACCAAGGACUUGAAGCACAUCAACGUUACCUUCGUUAAGCUCAACAACCGUGCUAUCAAGAUUAUUGUCCACAACGGUGACAGAAAGCACGUUGCUGCUUUGAGAACCGUCAAGUCUUUGAUUGCUAACUUGAUCACCGGUGUCACCAGAGGUUACAAGUACAAGAUGAGAUACGUCUACGCCCAUUUCCCAAUUAACGUCAACACUGUUACCGUUGACGGUCAAGAUUUCGUUGAAAUCAGAAACUUCUUGGGUGAAAAGAGAGUUAGACAAAUCAAGAUUUUCGAUGGUGUUACCAUUGAACAAUCUGCCAACGUCAAGGAUGAAUUGGUCUUGUCCGGUAACUCUUUGGAAGCUGUUUCCCAAAACGCUGCUGACAUCCAACAAAUCUGUCGUGUCAGAAACAAGGAUAUCCGUAAGUUUUUGGAUGGUAUUUACGUUUCCGAACGUGGUACUAUUUCCGAAGAAUAAGCGGUUUGCUGGUUUUAAAAAAGUUUUAAUUUCUUAAUACACUGAACUCUCGGUUUAUAUUUUUUUUGUUAGAGUUUACGGGGUUUAUAGUCAAUUUGGUUUAUCAUUUGGGUUGACUCCGUCUCCUCGUGCAAUCGUUAUAGGCUCAAGCAAUAAAGAGCCACCAACGAUUUGCUUUGUAGGCAUUUUUAGACCC
This is a messenger RNA of [Candida] anglica, 769 nucleotides long. The record is from the annotation of a GenBank genome assembly. NCBI's taxonomy places the organism in Eukaryota, Fungi, Ascomycota, Pichiomycetes, Serinales, Debaryomycetaceae.